AUGAAGGGAACACCGGAAGAAGCGAGAGUAACUGCCGAUAAAGCCCUUCAUGAUGAAAUGGUUUAUGUUGUGCGUGAGCUAACAGAAGAAUUUCAAGAUAAUCCUAAAAUUCAACCUCAUUUGAAAUCUUUUGCCAGAAUGUUAACAGAGCUUGAUGAUUCCUGCAAUAAAAACUCUCAACUUAUCACAAAAUGCGAAGAUUUUAGCCAGAAUCUCGUUGAAAAAGCCAAAACUGUUAAAGAUAUUUUGUAUCAAAUUCAUGAAGACAAAGAAAUCAUUGCAAAACUAAAUUCCGAGUUUGAUCGAGCAACAAAGCGAAUGGAAAGAUUUGAAGCGAAAGAUAAAUACAAUGCAUCGAUUGUUUCGGAUUUGAAAUCAGAUUUUGAUGUAACAUACAACAUUUCAAAUGAAAAACUACGACAAGAGCAAGAAACUGAAAGUCAGCGCAAGGAAAACAAAUUAAUACAAGAAGAAAUUCAAGAAAACAAAAAUAAAAUUCUUGAUAUUAAAAAUCAAAUCAAAAACGCAAAUACUUUAUUUGAAAACAUGAAACAAGAAGUUAAUAACGUUAAAGAGACUGUAGAAUCGUUAACAAAGCAAAUUGAUGAAUCUUCACUCUUACAACAAGAAAUGAAUCAAGAAAAUCGCGAAGCAUUCCCAAGGAUGAAGAGCUUAAGUGUUGAAAAUGAAGAAUCUGAGGCUAAACUGGCCGAAUUAGGUGAUUUAGUUUCGAAAUCUGUUGUUGAUCCUGAAUUAGGAAAGCAAAUAACAAUUUUAAACAUACAAAAGCAAUCAGCAGUUGCUGAAGGCCAAAACCAUCUAACAGCAAUUGCAAUUCGCAAAAAUAAACUUGAAAUAAUAAGAAAGAAAAAUGAAGAAACAGAAGCAUACAUAACAAGGAUCAAAAACAAAAUAGCUAAGAACGAAAAGAAUCUUGUUACUCUUAACGAGCAAUUGAAUGCUCAACUUGAAGUCAGAAAACAAAUUGAACCAAAAUUUAAAGAAGUUGAGGAUAGACACAACGAAUUGAAGAAAUUAAGGAAUGAAGCUAAAAAGGAGUCUAAAGAUCUUCUCGAAAAGGUCGUAGAUCUUGGAUUUAAAGGUGUGAAAUUAAAUAACGAGAAAAGUGUCGAAGAACGCAGAAUUCUUGCACAGCAAUUGAUUAUGCAGGCCCUUAAUAAAGAAUCUGUUAACGAAACGCAUAAACUUAAAGAGAUUAAUAAUCAAUCAAGUAUUUUACAGUCAGAAUCCAUUGGAUGUCGAUCGGAUGCCCAGAAAAUGAAAGAAAAUGCCUCAAAGAUACUCACCGAGAUCGAAAUGAUCCAAACUGAAGGUCAAAGAAUCAAAAUGCAGUUGCAUUCAGUAAAAGAAGAGAUAGAUUCCAUCAAUAACCAAAAUCAGGAAGCUUCUGAUAACCUCCAGGAAAUAAAGGAUAAGACAGUAAAGCAAUCCCAGAUGGUGGAAAGGCUAAAAACAGAAAAAAACAUGUACGAAAAGCUUGUUGAAGCAGCAAAUGCUGAAACCGACGUUUUACAGCGUAAUUUCAACGAGUUAAUUGUAAAUAUUAAAGCUAUGACCGAUAGAAUUGAUCAUUUAAUUGAUAUGACAAGAAAAUAUCACGAAGCGUCGAACGUAUUGAAGGAAGCAAACAUAGUUAUACAAGAUAUGAAUAAGCAAACUGAAGAAGGCUGCAGAAACAGUGAUAAAAUUAAUCAACAAUUAGUAAAUGACGCUGUCAAGCUCCAAGGGCUACUUGAAAAGUCUGCAUGGGACUACAGACAACAGAAGAAAGAGUUUGCAAUGCUAAAUAACUCUUACCAAAUUGUUGUUCAGCAAUGUCUUGAAAAAGGCAAGAAAAUUCAAGAAUUAAGAGACGAAAUCAAAGCCCAAAUGACUGUUUUAGCCAAAUCCAAGCAACAAUAUCUGUCGAAGAUCGAUCAAUUAAUGAAAUUAGAUGCUGAUUACAAUUAUUACAUGGAUAUCAAUGAUAAACUGACUGCUUUAGAUGCCCAUACUAAAGAGCUUAAACAAAAGGAUAAAGAACUUACGUUUGCUUUGACUGGGCAGCAACUUCGGAAGACAAAUAUAAUGGAAGAGCUAAAAAUCCCAAGAAAUGUUCAUAGAUACACUAUUAUGGCAUCCACAAACCCAGAACUCGCCAAGCAGUACAAGUAUCUUUGGUAUUUAAGGCAAAGAUACGCUGAAACAUUAGUUGUUUUAGAAAAAACAAAAGAAAAACGUGACAAAAUGAAAGAAAAUCUUUCACGCAUUGAAACAAUCACAGAUAACAAUCCUUUAGAGGUUGAUGAAGUUCAGAAGCGUAUCAAAGUAUACGAGGAAGCCGUUAAAGAGAAAGGCAGGCAACUAGAAGCCAUGAAUCGCGAGAUACAAGGUAACCAAGUUGAUAUCAAUGAAGAAAACAUUUCAUGUCAAUCUGCUAGAGAAGAAAUAACAAAGAGGAAGGAAUUGACUGCAUCUAUGCGAGGAAAAACACUUAAACCGCAAAGUUCGGUUGCUAAUGAAGAAGAUCUUUAUUUCAUUACUGAGCCAAGUUCUGCAUGUGUUACGACAUUUGGAGGUGGAUUCACUCCAAGGUUACCUGAAACUGCACGCGAUUCAAAGAGAUUCACUGCAAGAAAUUUCAAUCCGAAAGAGGUUGAAAAUGUCGAUUUCACAAAUCCGAUGUUGAGAAAUCAGAGAGCUUAUUUAUAUUUACCUAACAUGAGGAGAUCUGCAAGAACUACUAAUGCCGCAGGUAAUAGAACUAAGUCUCCUCCACAUUCUGCUAGAGUUGUUAGACAAUCAAUAAUUGUCUAA
Trichomonas vaginalis G3 is the source of this 2817-nucleotide messenger RNA. RefSeq names its product cilia- and flagella-associated protein 58-related family. The record is from RefSeq and is a predicted model, not a curated record. The transcript has a single exon. Gene Ontology annotation, cellular component: cytoskeleton. Lineage: Eukaryota; Parabasalia; Trichomonadida; Trichomonadidae. The coding region runs from base 1 to 2817 and encodes 938 amino acids.